Molecule: messenger RNA, 3232 nt
Organism: Toxoplasma gondii ME49
Lineage: Eukaryota; Apicomplexa; Conoidasida; Eucoccidiorida; Sarcocystidae
Product: CTP synthase
Exons: 6
Coding region: 604-2562 (652 amino acids)
Biological process (GO): pyrimidine nucleobase biosynthetic process; CTP biosynthetic process
Molecular function (GO): CTP synthase activity; identical protein binding
Source: RefSeq, a predicted model, not a curated record
GUUUGUUUCCCGUCUUGUCAGCUUUCACAUUUGAAGGAUUUCUGCCACUGACACGUUUUUUUCUCAAGCUCUUCGUGUCUGUGUUCGGACGCGACUCCGCCCACACAACUCAGGUCUUCCGCUGCGGGCAUGUUCGCGGUUGUUUUCUCGGCGUUUUCCGCCUCGAUGAAAAACGACUUUGCUAAAUUCGUCCGCCGCUUUUUCGCCUUCAGGUGACAGUGUUUCCCUCGAGAAAUUAGCCCCGUUCUCAGAGCCAUCGCCUCGAACCCCUAGAAGACGCCCGCGUCUCCCCCCAUCUAUAGACUCCAUCGAUUUCGCGAGGGGGCGGCUUCUGCUCGGCGGGAUCAGUUUCUUGUCCUUUAAUUUUUUCUGACAACCACUCAACUCCACAUUUUCUUUCCCCCGUUGCAGCUGGCCUGUUUGUUACCUCAAAGAAACACCUUGUCAGCUGUUUGCUCUUCGCGAGUUUCCUGUGUCUUCCGCAGCCGCAGACACUCCGUGGUCGAUUUUCCACGGUUCCUUCCCUCUUCGCGCCUCUGGGACGUGUAGUAAAUCCCCCAAACUCUUCCUGCUUUCCUCUUAUACCUGCCCACACGUUGUUGGAUGAACGCCGCCUCCCGAGCCGCUUCCUGCCCGCGCCUCGACGCCGAGUUCCCGGUUCCGUGCAGUUUGAACUCUCCCCAGUUGUUUUGCGGACACAACAUUUUCAAGAUGGCGACAGGCGUCGACUCGCUCGAAUUCGUGGGGAACCACAGCCCCGCAGGAGGGAAGACCAAGUAUAUCGUUGUGACCGGAGGAACGAUGAGUGGACUCGGCAAAGGCACGACGAUCAGCAGCUUAGGUGUGACCUUGAAGGCGCUCGGCGUCCAUGUGACGGCGAUAAAGAUCGAUCCUUACCUGAACGUGGAUGCCGGCACAAUGUCCCCGUACGAGCACGGCGAGGUGUACGUCCUGGAGGACGGAGGCGAAGUGGACUUGGAUCUGGGCAACUACGAACGCUUUCUCGACAUCACGCUCACGCGCGACCACAACUUGACUUCUGGAAAAGUCUACCAGAAGGUGAUUCAGGAGGAACGGAAAGGCUCCUACCUCGGCAAAACCGUCCAGGUGGUUCCGCAGGUGACGGACGCCAUUCAAGCGUGGAUCGCUCGCGUCGCUGAACAGCCGGUCGAUGGGCACUACGAGGCGCCCCAGGUUUGUCUGAUCGAAGUUGGCGGAACGGUCGGCGACAUUGAGAGCGCUGUGUACUUGGAGGCUCUUCAGCAGUUCUCUCGACGCGUCGGAAGAGAGAAUUUGUGUCUCUGCCAUGUCUCCUACGUCCCCUGCAUCGGCGGAGAGCAGAAAACGAAACCCACUCAACACGGAGUCAAGGAACUCCGCAUGGCUGGCCUCUCGCCCGAUAUGAUCUUCUGCCGGUGCGAGACGAUGCUCUCCGAGGCCGCGCGCGGCAAAAUCGCUCUGUUCACUCAAGUCCUCCCAGAGCACGUCAUCAGCGUCCACGACGUUGUCAACACUUACCGUGUGCCUCUCGUGCUUGACAGCCAAAACGUCGCGCAUUCCAUCUGCAAGCGCCUGCGCCUGGAUGUGGCGACGCCGGCGUCUCCAGCGUCCCGACCGGGGGCGCCGCUUUACAAGACUCCGAUCUCGAUGAAGAAAUGGCGGCUGAUGGCGGAUCGCUUGACGUCGCCAGCUGAGAGCGUGAAGAUCGGCAUCGUGGGCAAGUACACGGGGCUGGCGGACUCGUACCUCUCCGUCGUGAAGGCUCUGCAGCACGGUGCGAUGGAGGCGAAUGUUCGCCUCGAGCUCGUCUGGAUUGAGUCGUCGGACCUGGAGGAACCGCCCAGAGAGAGUGCAGCGUCGAACGGCGACUCGGCGACGCCUGCGCGCUUCGCGGCGGCAUGGGAGGCGCUGCGCUCGGUGGCGGGGGUGGUAUGUCCUGGCGGCUUCGGGGACCGGGGGAUCCUCGGCAAGGCGCUCUCUUCUCGCUUCUGCCGCGAAAACAAGGUGCCGUACCUCGGGAUCUGCCUGGGCAUGCAGACGGCGGUCAUCGACUUUGCGCGGAGCGUCCUGAACUUGGCCGACGCAAACUCCGAGGAGUUCGACAAAACCUGCAAACAUCACGUCGUGGUGUCGAUGCCGGAGCACAGCGCAGAGCACGGACAGGAACUGGGCGGCACGAUGCGCCUGGGGAAGCGCGCGACAAUUCUCAGGGACUCGAAGUCUCUCGCGGCGCGACUCUACGACGGGAAGCCUGUCAUCGACGAACGCCACCGACACCGGUAUGAGGUGAAUCCGAGUGUGGUGGGGAGUAUGGAGGCCAAGGGAUUCAUGUUCGUCGGCCAGGACGAACGCGGGCAACGCAUGGAAGUUGCGGAGCUGCGAGACCAUCCCUUCUUCCUCUGCGUCCAGUACCACCCCGAGUUCCAGUCCCGGCCUCUCAAGCCUUCGCCGCCGUUCCUCGGCCUCGUUCUCGCAGCUGCAGGGAAGCUGGAGGCGCGAUUCAAGCGCUACGGAGGCUUCCUUAAAAGCGGCGCCGUCUACGAAGAGGUGGAAAGUGCCUAGAGCGCGUUCGAAAAAAGCGGCGGAUCGAGAGCCGCCGGAGACCGGGGACUCCCGGACUUUGGCCAGCUGCAGUUUGCUCUUCUGCGUCCGCGUUUUCAGUGUGGUAUCGACACGGCGCAGGGAAAACGCAGAGAGAGCGAGGUCGCAACGACGCGAAAGAUGGACAGGCCGCAGAGAGACGCCCCCCUCUCCCCCGCCUACAGAGAGUUGGCCUUUCCCUCCCCCCGGUGGCCGGGCGCGGCAUGUGUAGGCAGCGCUCGGAAGGAGCGACGAGAGACAGUUCACAGUGCUCCUGGUGGAGAUGGACCCGGAAGGCAAAAGAAAGAGAGAGAGAGAGAAAGAAAGAGAGAAAGAGAGAAGAAAGAAAGAGAGAAGAAAGAGGGAGAGAGAGUGGGGCGAAGAGAAAACUUCAUGUGGGCGGGCGCUUUGACCCGUGGGCCUUGUGUCAGGCAGGCAAUGCGCGAGAGCGGGAGGGAACAGACGAAACGUGGAGCUCAUCCUCCAUUUGCCUCUUUGGCUUCUUGACGACUCGAACAAAGCUUCCUCAACAUUUCCCCAAUGCUGUUCUUGUCCGACAGAACCGAGAAUGCGCUCAACAACGAAGUCUCACAGGAACGGGCUACUCCCGAAAAACUCAAACCAUGCACUUAUGUAUGCAUGCAUAGGUAGA